AUGUCCAAUGUGCGUAUCAACCUCUACAAAAUGCAAGCUUUCUCACUAUCUGGUAGUCCUCUCCCCGAUUGGUCUUCCACCCUCCGUAGUCAUAACAUUACUGAUUGGCAUGACCGCACCUCGCCUGCACCUCUCCAUUACCUUGGCUUCCGAUUGAGGACAGCUGCAAUCUUCACUCAUCUCGCUGUCUCUCCUUUUGGGAAGAUCAGGUCCAUCAUGGGUAGCUUCCUUCAACAUGGCACCUUCCCCCCGAUUUCUUUGGAUACUUUCUGCCUCCCACGCAUGCAAGGUGGACUUGGUAUCAUCGAUCCUAAGACACAGCAGAGCGCUCUACAACUUCGUUGGCUUCAACCUAUUGUCCGCGCUCCUCGGUCCCCACCUGGUUUGGUCCCGCGCUGGAUGUCCGGAUUGUUACAGGCUUCACUUCCAUCUCUUUCUCCCCUAUUUCCCCUUCUAUUUCCAAGUAUGCGUCCUUCUGGAUGGCAGGAUCUUACCUCUCCUCUACAUUUAGCCUUCGCUGCCAUUGACCAUCUGCCACACAACUUUGAUAAUGUUGUGGUAAAUUCGACUACUUGCCUUGCUUUGCCUCUCUCAGUGGUCACCAUUGUCCCUGCUUCCCAAGCACGCUUCCCCCCAUCUUGGCAAGAUCUUUUGGUUUCCCACCUCUACACCUUUGACCCUGCCCUGGCGUUGCUACGGUCUAUCUCCAUCACCAGCAGCCACCCACGCUCUUGUGUUAUUAAUAAGUUCCUUGGCCGAGUUCAACUCAACACUCUCACAUUACAUUCGAUAAUCGUUCGUGCUUGUUGCUCUCCUCGUGAACUGACUGAACAAUAUCCGUCUCUGCUCGUUCAAGAUGGCACAUCAAUUGACUUGUUCCCUUUCUUUAAUGCGCUCGUACCUUCUCAGACUUGGGCACGCCUUUCCACACGCACUUUCUGCGGGCUGUGCUCCCACCAUCUCGUCCGUGCCCGCUAUUUCGAUCCCCCUUGUGGCUCUCGUCAUUGGCAGAAAUUUUGGUCUUUCCCCCUUCCCCUGGUGGCUCAUAACAUUUGGUUUCGUGGUCUACACGACAAGAUUUCUUGCCAAGCCCGUCUUCACUCUUUGCUUCCUCUCGCCUUUCCCUCUCCUACCUGCUCUAUUUGCUCUCUCUCCUCCGACUCCCAAGACCACUUCUUCUUCACUUGUCCUCUCAAAAACGCGGUGUGGAUCGGCAUGUGGCUGGAAUUCUUUGGCACAAUACCUACCCCAACCGCACUACACAACGCUUUUCACUUCUUCUCUUUUCCCUCUUCCUUAAACUCUUCUAUUCCCCCUUCUACCGUCUUUGGAUGCACCCUCCUUGCGAUAUGGCGUCACCACUGGACUUUCAUUUUUGACGAUUCACCAUUUGUUCCGUCUGCUGUUGUUGGUAUGGCUCGCAAGACCCUAACCCGCAUUUGCCAAGAAUUAGACCUCAAUCCUCUCUUUUAA
This is a messenger RNA of Phycomyces blakesleeanus NRRL 1555(-), 1473 nucleotides long. RefSeq lists its product as hypothetical. Bases 1 to 1473 code for a protein of 490 amino acids. NCBI's taxonomy places the organism in Eukaryota, Fungi, Mucoromycota, Mucoromycetes, Mucorales, Phycomycetaceae. The transcript is spliced from 3 exons. The record is from RefSeq and is a predicted model, not a curated record.